Messenger RNA from Rana temporaria (common frog), 423 nucleotides. RefSeq names its product low affinity immunoglobulin gamma Fc region receptor II-b-like. Gene Ontology annotation, molecular function: transmembrane signaling receptor activity. Bases 22 to 342 code for a protein of 106 amino acids. Gene Ontology annotation, biological process: cell surface receptor signaling pathway. The record is from RefSeq and is a predicted model, not a curated record. NCBI's taxonomy places the organism in Eukaryota, Metazoa, Chordata, Amphibia, Anura, Ranidae. The transcript is spliced from 3 exons.
AACUUCCAGGUCUCGGCUACCAUGUCUGUCUUUCUCGCCAUCGUGUUUCUAUCUUUGAACGUGGGAGAAUCUGGAGGGGCCAUCAAACCUGUGGUGACCUUCACACCCAACUGGGGGAAUAUAUUAUACUAUGACUCUGUGACUCUAACAUGUGAUGUGCCGUCUACUGAGGAGUCCCGGACCUAUCAGUGGUACAAAGAUAACCAACCAAUACCAGGAGAGCAACAGAGACUUUAUAUCAUUGGAUCUUCAGUGAUUCGGGACAGAGGAGAUUACCAGUGUCAGACCAUCGGUGGUGAUAUCAGUGAUCCCGUCUUCCUAAAUGUUAUAUAUAGUGAGUGAUCUCCUCUCAUCUCCAUCAUUACAGAUUGUUGGGUGUGAAUAGAACAACAUAAAGUAUCAUUUUAUUACAUUUCAGAUAAU